AUGGGUAAAGAGCAGAAAGAGAAAAAAGAUGGUAACCUCAGUAUCAAAGAAGAGGUUGAAAAAGAGUUGAACAAAAAGAGUACCGCUGAAUUAUUUAGAAAAAUAAAGAAUGAGAAAAUAUCAUUUUUUUUACCGUUUAAAUGUUUACCUGCACAACAUAGAAAAUUAUUAUUUAUAUCAUUUGUAUGUGCUGUAUUAUCAGGAGGAACAUUACCUUUUUUUAUAUCUGUGUUUGGUGUAAUAUUAAAGAACAUGAAUUUAGGUGAUGAUAUUAAUCCUAUAAUAUUAUCAUUAGUAUCUAUAGGUUUAGUACAAUUUAUAUUAUCAAUGAUAUCAAGUUAUUGUAUGGAUGUAAUUACAUCAAAAAUAUUAAAAACUUUAAAGCUUGAAUAUUUAAGAAGUGUUUUUUAUCAAGAUGGACAAUUUCAUGAUAAUAAUCCUGGAUCUAAAUUAAGAUCUGAUUUAGAUUUUUAUUUAGAACAAGUGAGUUCAGGAAUUGGUACGAAAUUUAUAACAAUUUUUACAUAUGCCAGUUCCUUUUUAGGUUUAUAUAUUUGGUCAUUAAUAAAAAAUGCACGUUUGACUUUAUGUAUUACUUGCGUUUUUCCGUUAAUUUAUGUUUGUGGUGUCAUAUGUAAUAAGAAAGUAAAAUUAAAUAAAAAAACAUCUUUGUUAUAUAAUAACAAUACCAUGUCCAUUAUAGAAGAGGCUUUAAUGGGAAUAAGAACUGUUGCAAGUUAUUGUGGAGAAAAGACUAUAUUAAACAAAUUUAAUUUGUCCGAAACUUUUUAUAGUAAAUAUAUUUUAAAAGCUAAUUUUGUAGAAGCAUUACAUAUAGGUUUAAUAAAUGGUUUAAUUUUAGUUUCUUAUGCAUUCGGUUUUUGGUAUGGUACAAGAAUUAUUAUAAAUAGUGCAACGAAUCAAUACCCCAAUAAUGAUUUUAAUGGUGCCUCAGUUAUAUCCAUUUUAUUAGGUGUACUUAUUAGUAUGUUUAUGUUAACAAUUAUCUUACCAAAUAUAACAGAAUAUAUGAAAGCUUUAGAAGCAACAAAUAGUUUAUAUGAAAUAAUAAAUCGAAAACCAUUAGUUGAAAAUAAUGAUGAUGGAGAAACAUUACCAAAUAUUAAAAAAAUUGAAUUUAAAAAUGUAAGAUUUCAUUAUGAUACUAGAAAAGAUGUUGAAAUUUAUAAAGAUUUAAGUUUUACUCUAAAAGAAGGGAAAACAUAUGCAUUUGUGGGAGAAUCAGGUUGUGGGAAAUCAACCAUACUAAAAUUAAUUGAAAGACUUUAUGAUCCAACCGAAGGAGAUAUUAUUGUAAAUGAUUCUCAUAAUUUAAAAGAUAUUAAUUUGAAAUGGUGGAGAUCAAAAAUUGGAGUUGUUAGUCAAGAUCCAUUAUUAUUUAGUAAUUCAAUUAAAAAUAAUAUUAAAUAUAGUUUAUAUAGUUUAAAAGAUUUAGAAGCAAUGGAAAAUUAUUAUGAAGAAAAUACUAAUGAUACAUAUGAAAAUAAAAAUUUUUCUUUAAUUUCGAAUUCUAUGACAUCAAAUGAAUUAUUAGAAAUGAAAAAAGAAUAUCAAACUAUUAAAGAUUCUGAUGUUGUUGAUGUGUCCAAAAAAGUACUUAUACAUGAUUUUGUAUCAUCAUUACCAGAUAAAUAUGAUACCUUAGUAGGUUCCAAUGCAUCCAAAUUAUCAGGUGGACAAAAACAAAGAAUAUCCAUUGCAAGAGCAAUUAUGAGAAAUCCUAAAAUUCUAAUUCUUGAUGAAGCUACAUCUUCUUUAGAUAAUAAAUCUGAGUAUUUAGUACAAAAAACAAUUAAUAAUUUGAAAGGAAAUGAAAAUAGAAUAACUAUUAUUAUAGCACAUAGAUUAAGUACUAUAAGAUAUGCCAAUACAAUUUUUGUUUUAUCAAAUAGAGAAAGAAGUGAUAAUAAUAAUAAUAAUAAUAAUGAUGAUAAUAAUAAUAAUAAUAAUAAUAAUAAUAACAAAAUUAAUAAUGAGGGUAGCUAUAUUAUUGAACAAGGUACACAUGAUAGUCUUAUGAAAAAUAAAAAUGGUAUUUAUCAUCUUAUGAUAAAUAAUCAAAAGAUUUCAUCAAAUAAAUCUUCAAAUAAUGGAAAUGAUAAUGGAUCGGAUAACAAAAGUAGCGCUUAUAAAGACUCAGAUACAGGUAAUGAUGCAGAUAAUAUGAAUAGUUUAUCAAUACAUGAAAAUGAAAAUAUAUCAAAUAAUCGUAAUUGUAAAAAUACAGCAGAAAAUGAAAAAGAAGAGAAAGUUCCAUUUUUCAAAAGAAUGUUUAGAAGAAAAAAGAAAGCACCAAACAAUUUACGUAUCAUUUAUAAAGAAAUAUUUUCAUAUAAAAAAGAUGUUACUAUAAUUUUCUUUAGUAUUUUAGUAGCUGGAGGAUUAUAUCCCGUAUUUGCUUUAUUAUAUGCUAGAUAUGUAUCUACAUUAUUUGAUUUUGCAAAUCUAGAAUAUAACUCAAAUAAAUAUUCUAUAUAUAUUCUACUUAUUGCUAUUGCUAUGUUCAUUUCAGAAACACUCAAAAACUAUUAUAACAACAAAAUAGGAGAAAAAGUCGAAAAGACUAUGAAACGUAGAUUAUUUGAAAAUAUAUUAUAUCAAGAAAUGAGUUUCUUUGAUCAAGAUAAAAAUACCCCAGGUGUUUUAUCUGCACAUAUUAAUAGAGAUGUACAUUUAUUAAAAACGGGUUUAGUAAAUAAUAUUGUUAUUUUCUCUCAUUUCAUAAUGCUCUUUCUGGUUAGCAUGGUUAUGUCCUUUUAUUUUUGUCCAAUUGUUGCAGCUGUAUUAACUUUUAUAUAUUUUAUUAAUAUGCGUGUAUUUGCUGUAAGAGCUAGAUUAACCAAAAGUAAAGAAAUUGAGAAAAAAGAAAAUAUGUCAAGCGGAGUUUUUGCAUUUAGUUCAGAUGAUGAAAUGUUUAAAGAUCCAAGUUUUUUAAUACAGGAAGCAUUUUAUAAUAUGCAUACUGUUAUUAAUUAUGGUUUAGAAGAUUAUUUCUGUAAUUUGAUAGAAAAAGCUAUUGAUUAUAAAAAUAAAGGACAAAAAAGAAGAAUUAUUGUAAAUGCAGCUUUAUGGGGAUUCAGUCAAAGCGCUCAAUUAUUUAUUAAUAGUUUUGCCUAUUGGUUUGGAUCCUUCUUAAUUAAAAGAGGUACUAUAUUAGUUGAUGACUUUAUGAAAUCCUUAUUUACUUUUAUAUUUACUGGUAGUUAUGCUGGAAAAUUAAUGUCCUUAAAAGGAGAUUCAGAAAAUGCAAAAUUAUCAUUUGAGAAAUAUUAUCCAUUAAUGAUUAGAAAAUCAAAUAUUGAUGUAAGAGAUGAUGGUGGAAUAAGAAUAAAUAAAAAUUUAAUAAAAGGUAAAGUUGAUAUUAAAGAUGUAAAUUUCCGUUAUAUUUCAAGACCAAAUGUACCUAUUUAUAAAAAUUUAUCUUUUACAUGUGAUAGUAAAAAAACUACAGCAAUCGUUGGAGAAACAGGUAGUGGAAAAUCAACUUUUAUGAAUCUCUUAUUAAGAUUUUAUGACUUGAAAAAUGAUCACAUUAUAUUAAAAAAUGAUAUGACAAAUUUUCAAGAUUAUCAAAAUAAUAAUAAUAAUUCAUUGGUUUUAAAAAAUGUAAAUGAAUUUUCAAACCAAUCUGGAUCUGCAGAAGAUUAUACUGUAUUUAAUAAUAAUGGAGAAAUAUUAUUAGAUGAUAUUAAUAUAUGUGAUUAUAACUUAAGAGAUCUUAGAAACUUAUUUUCAAUAGUUAGUCAAGAACCCAUGUUAUUUAAUAUGUCCAUAUAUGAAAAUAUCAAAUUUGGAAGAGAAGAUGCAACAUUGGAAGAUGUUAAACGUGUUAGUAAGUUUGCUGCUAUAGAUGAAUUUAUCGAAUCAUUACCAAAUAAAUAUGAUACAAAUGUUGGACCAUAUGGUAAAAGCUUAUCAGGUGGACAAAAACAGAGAAUAGCUAUAGCUAGAGCAUUAUUAAGAGAACCUAAAAUAUUAUUAUUAGAUGAAGCAACAUCAUCACUUGAUUCCAAUUCUGAGAAAUUAAUUGAAAAAACUAUUGUAGAUAUUAAAGAUAAAGCUGACAAAACUAUUAUUACUAUUGCCCACAGAAUUGCAUCUAUAAAACGAUCAGACAAAAUUGUGGUAUUUAAUAACCCUGAUCGAAAUGGAACCUUUGUACAGUCACAUGGAACACACGAUGAAUUAUUAUCAGCACAAGAUGGAAUAUAUAAAAAAUAUGUAAAAUUAGCUAAAUGA
Molecule: messenger RNA, 4260 nt
Organism: Plasmodium falciparum 3D7
Lineage: Eukaryota; Apicomplexa; Aconoidasida; Haemosporida; Plasmodiidae
Gene: MDR1
Product: ABC transporter ATP-binding protein
Biological process (GO): xenobiotic transport; transmembrane transport
Cellular component (GO): membrane; vacuolar membrane; cytoplasm
Molecular function (GO): ATP binding; ATP hydrolysis activity; ABC-type transporter activity
Source: RefSeq, a predicted model, not a curated record